AUGGCAGCUCCAUAUCCUGUUCCACCUCCGGACAAGGGCAGUGGAAAGGGUUCAGCUGCAUCUUCGACCAUGACCAUGCCUUCUCCACCACCGACAGCAAUCACAGGACCACCUGGACAAUGGGCACCAACCAUGCAGAUGAUGCCUGUGCCAGCAGUUCCAGCAGGUCCUGGAACCAUAGACGAAGCUGCGGAGGAGAUCAAGAAAGAGAGCAAAGCUCAAGACUUAGUGUCCCAAAAUCUUCAUUGCAGUUUGCCCCAACUUCAUGAUGAACGACGGCCAUCACCCUUUUUGCGCCUUGUUCUCGUGGACAUGGAGAUUUAUGAACCCAAUGAGAUUCUCCCAGGCGCCUUCAGACGUUUUUCCAAAUGGCUCCCAAGAACGAUCAACAGACGCUCUGUCUUCCGGAUGCUCGACUUGGAGUCUCUUUUGGAUAUUCAUGGAGAACGCUGCCGACUUUGGUUCAACAACAAUCUCAUUGCGGAUGACUUCAUCGAACCUUUACAUCUUGAAGACGGUGAUUACAUACGCAUUCUCAUUGGCGACCAUGACUCUGACUUCCAGUGUGAUGACAGCUCGGCUGAGUCCACGGAUUUCAUGGCUGGUUUGCAACUUCCACUGGAGGUCCUUCCAAGGAGCUUUGAGCUUGCCAUGCCUGUGGAUAUGGAUCCACUCCUCAAUGUGCAGGCCCAUUCUUCCCAAAAUGAAAUUGCCCUCUCAUUGGCCACACCUUGCACUUCUGCGGUCUUCUUGCAUUGCUCUGGGCUGACUACCCUUUGCACACAGCAGAGAAAUCGACAGACGAUGAGAUGCGAGAUUUUGGUCGGCAGCAUUAUCCAGGAGCAUGAUCAACCUUUACGAUUGCACAAUGGCCUUGGUUUGAGGGUCCAAUUGCGUACGCGAACAGAGGCUGAAUUGACCAGCUUUGUCACUCAACUUCGAGCUGAGGAUGAUGUGGAUGAUAUCCAACUUUGGACAAACCACUGGCAUAUUCAGACUCCUGAUUCCAAGCAGACCUCUUUGCAUUCACAAGCUCAAGUACUAGAGAGAUGUCUGGCCACAUCGAUGCGCCUCCUUGAGGAGGACGAAACUGGUCCUUCUCUGACACCUCUAGCCAUUCCUGAGAACCAUCCAGAGGAAGCGCCAGUAACUGAUCGAUUUCCUGAUCAUCAAGGAGACAUUCUUGACUCAUGGCGAGCGGCCUCUACCUCCACAUUUGCCACGGACACGAUUGAUGGUGAGAUUCACGUCAAAUUUGUCACAUGGUUCCUGAAUGGAGAUCUUUGGCCACGAUGUGAUGCUUUUAGGACUGUUGCUCUUCCUGCUGAUCCUGAAAGGUGGGACGCCAUUUUUCGGCAAACAUGGCGAGAUCGUGCCGAUCCAGCUACACAGUUUCAGACGGCUCUGGUCUACCCACCGGUCACGCCUGACCAACAUGGAGGCCAUCUGAUCAUCCAUCAAAACCUGGGACCAUCGGUGCAAGGAACUCUGCUUAGUGUCUUUUGGCAUGGACAAGAGAGUGAAUUAGGAAGCCGCUUUGCCCAGGUUGUUCCGCAUUGGCUCUCGUUUCAGAGGUUCCUACAUUUUGCUGACCUUCUUGAUGCGUGUCGACGACGUAUUUUGUUGUGUGUCGGCUUUUCUGGCAGCCAUCCCAUUGAUGAUGAUCGACCACUUUUUCCACGCCAUGGCACUCAUGUUGAAAUUCAUGCCGCUGAAUGGCAGAUCGUUGAUGAGAACAGUCUGAUGCAACAGCCUGGAGCGCCUCAAUUGGCCCCCGCAGGGACACAUGCCGCUCCUCCCCAGGUUGCUGACUGUGAUGCCUCACAACUGAAUGCUGAUGCUCCCAUUUUUUUGCAAUGUGAAGGAUGGUAUGGUACAGUCCCCCUUCAUUCUGGCAGACCCAUACCGGGACGCUCCGGAUAUGGUAUCAUCCUUCGGACUCAGCCCAUUCCACAGCCCAGACCAACCGCGACCACUGUCAAUCACACGAUGAGAAGUCCAAUUCUUCUACAGUUGGCCAGUCUGCUUCAGCGUGAUGACCAUAGCAGUGAUGAGGGAUUCGCACCCCUACAUGAAGAGGCAUCAUCCCCUUCGGUUGCACCUGUCACUGUGGCUCUUCGACUUCGUUCAGGCUGUGAUCAACUCAUAGUACCAGAGUACAUUGAAUGUUCAGCGCCGGGUGCUCCUGCUGAUAUAGAAGCUGAGCUUACGCACUGGGGCAUUGACUGCAAAGCCCUUCGUUUUGGACAUCGCCAUGAAGCCUUGUGCUUUCCUGCGCAAUGGACUGCUCAGGUGAAUCAGUUCCAUUACAUGUUCUGUCAUGAGGACGUCAAGGACAAUGAGGGCAUUUUCUUGCACACGUCGAACAUGCCUCUUGAUGAACUUGGCCUCAUGCAGCUUCUCUACCAGCUUGGAUAUUGUAGAGCAGCCAUCCUGGACAAGGAGGAAUUAUUGCCUCGGGUUUUUCGUGUUCUCUUCUUGGAUGUUGUCCAGCAGCCUUUGACAGAACAAGGUCGAAUCAAGAAACCUCUGCCAUGGCCGGCAUUAUCCCACCAUGGACGACACAAUCGACCGUUCUUUGAUCCGAGCCGACAUCCAGACGAGGAUAAGAACUUCCUCAUCAAGCUUGGCAUCACCAUGCAGGACAUUGACGACUUUUUCAAGUCUGGGGAUGAUCUAUUAUGCCGAGAUCCGACUGGUCUGGAUUUGCCUGAAACCACAAAACAGGCUAUGUUGAUCAGCGACACUACAGACCUUGCUCGGUUUGAUCGCCUCAUCAUCUACACGGAUGGAUCCUCAAUCCCUCUCCACAGACAUCGUCCUGCAGCUUGGAACGAGGAAAAUGGGAAUGGAGACACCUGGGCUUAUGUGGUAUUGGGCGAAAGAUCUGUGAACCAGCAUCCAGCCGUGGAAGUCAUUGGGUGGCUCACGCAUCCUGUGCGUUACGACCCCCAUUGCCCAUCCUUUCUUGGCUCCACCUAUGUCGGAUCUCUUGGAGCUGAACGUGAAGCCAUGACCUGGGCCGCCCUUUGGCGGUUGGCGCACAAUGUGGACACGCCCACACUGUUUCGGACGGAUUCAUGGACCACGGCAAUGCAAGCCCAAGGCCACAUCGGCACUGCAGAUGUAGAUGCCUCUUUCACGAGCCUACGAAGUUGUUUCCAAGCACUUGAAGCUGCUCUACCAGAUCGACUACAAGUUGAGCACACACCUGGACACUGUGGGGAUCCAUACAAUGACUUUGCUGACUGGCUUGCCAGAGAAGAACGACGUCGCAGCUUUUAUAGCAAACGACAGGCGAUCUCUCUGGAUUUAUGGCGCCCCUUUUUGCCCUACAUGUGGAUGCUCUUCAGUCAAACUGAUGGACUUCCAUCAUGGAGCUCUCAAGGCUUCCAUGUUCCUCCUCCUCAGCUACCUUCUCCACUUGCCACACCUACAUGCGAGGGGAACGAACUCACCUCUGACCGGGCUGCCAAGAUUGACAUCAGCCUGGCCAGCGCGAACAUUGGUUCAAUGUACAACGGAGAAUGGGGACAUGCCGGCAAACUUGAUUAUUUGCGCACUCAAUUCAAGCUGCUUUGUCUCAACUUUUUAGGCCUGCAGGAAACUCGCACUCCAGAGCUUUUCUCCAGAACAGACAAGAUCCUUCGCUUUGCCAGUGGAGCACUUCAUGGACAGCACGGCAUUGAACUAUGGGUCAACCUGGAGCAAGCCUAUGCAGUGAAUGAUGACGGGCCCAUUUUCUUCGCACCACAUCACUUCGUUGUUGUGCACAAGGACCAUCGCAGCAUGCUCAUCCAUGUGGUCACGGAGUGGGUCGACUUCUGGAUUCUUGUUGCACAUGCACCUCAGAGCGGCGUAGCUCUUUCAGAACGUCAAAUCUGGUGGGAUCAUCUGCUACAGAUCACUGCGGCUUGCCCACAGACUGCUCGACUUUUCGCCCUUUUGGAUGCAAAUGCAGGACCAGGGUCCGCUGACCAUAUUUCAGUAUUUCGCACCAUCGGUGGUCAUACUUCAAGUACUCCACUGCUGAGAACAUUCCUGCAGGAACGGAACCUUUGCUUACCCUGCACUGCAUCUUGCCAUGAAGGGACAAACACCACAUGGACCACUCCUGAUGGACUUUCUGAACACAUGAUUGACUACAUUGCGAUCCCUCAAACCUGUUUGAGUGAGUGUUCUAUCAGUAGAGUCCUCGACGAAUUCGAUCUUGGCAACAGUCACCAUGAUCACUCCGCCGUUGCCCUCCAACUUCACUGGCAAGAACUACGCCAAUCGCACAGUGCGCAGAGCUCCAAGCCCAGGAUUGACUUCACCCUGGUGCAGCAUGAACAUGUGGAACAAGCUCUGGGUGAUUAUGUCGUGCCUGCGUGGACGGAGAACAUUGAGGAUCAAGUUUCCCAAUUCAAUGGUCAUCUUCUUGCUCGGCUCCAGAAUCUGUGCCCCCAUGCCAAGCACAGACCAAAGAAACCCUGCAUUGAUGAAGCCACAUGGAAUCUCCGCACUCAGAAGCUCAUCGCCAGACGAGGGCUACGACAGCUAGCGCGACAUCAUCGACUAGAGCUGCUACGAGCAUGCUUUCAAUCCUGGACCUCACGGCCGGGCUAUGACAAGGCUCGUUUCUGGCACUAUGGUCGCUGGCUACAAUGCGCGAAUGUCAAACUUUUGGCAAGGCAUUAUAAGUCGGCAGCACAGCUCAAGGCAAAGCUCCGUGCAAGGAAGACAGCCUAUCUCAAGCAUGCCUUUGAAAACCUGCCUACUGAUGCACCUGCCUCUUCGAUUCUACAUGAACUCAAGAAGGUUGUGGGCUCGACCAAUCUGAAGGCCAUCAAGCAGCAGACCCUCCCGUUGAUCAAGGAUUCCACCGGACAACCGUGCACAUCUCCGUCCCAUGCUUUGGACACAUGGAUUCAUUUUUUCCAACAUAUGGAGGGAGGCAGAAGAGUUGACAAACAGGAACAACAUCAACUUUGGGUCCAGAAUCUUCAGAAGUUUCAGGCGACCUUUCUUGACCUGAAAAUCACAGAGGUUCCAUCCUUGGUUGAGCUAGAAGCUGCGUUUAGGCAUGUCAAGCCCCAGAAGGCCACGGGCCCUGACUUGAUUGAUGCCAAAAUUUGUGCGAGUUCGCCGGCCAUUGUAGCACGCAAGACCUACAGCCAGUUACUCAAGCUCUACACCCAUGGACAGGAAAGUCUUUUGCACAAAGGGGGGAGACUUCAACCCAUUUGGAAGCAGAAAGGCCCUAGAGACGCCUGUUCUGCAUAUCGCAGUGUGCUCAUUUCAUCACAUGUGGGCAAAUCUUUGCAUCGAUGCUUGCGUUUGCACUCUGCUGAUGUCUUUGAGCACUACCUACAGCUGCAGCAGACAGGAGGCAUGAGAGGGAUUUCUGUCACUCUUGGUGUCCAUCAAGCAAGGGCGUAUCUGAGAACACGUCUCCGACAGCACCAGUGUGUCGGCCUCUUGUUCUUAGACUUGACGGAAGCAUUCUACCGCAUAGUUCGUCAACUUGCUCUUGGUGGCCUUCCGGAUGAUGAAGCAAUUGCGGCAGUUGGCAACCGUCUUCAGCUUGGGCCUGAUCUUCUUCAUGCUCUACAUCAACAUCUGGAUGAUCGCCCUGCGGUCGUGCGGGCUGGCCUUUCACCGCAACUUCAGAAAGUCCUCCAAGCGUUGCACACGGACACACACUUUUAUGUGGGCGUCCAACAGGAUGCAUGCAGGACUACCCUUGGAACGAGACCGGGUGAUUGCUUUGCUGACAUUGUUUUCUCCUUUCUCUGGGCCCGUUUGCUACAUCGCUUGGAGCAGAUCAUGCAGGAGUCCAACAUCCUGGACAGUUUUCCGGAUGAGAAAGGUUUGAGACCACCAGGAGGUGAAGCAGCAGCCAGUGGCACUAAGCCUUUCAUGGGGCCAACCUGGAUGGAUGACACCUGCGUUGCUUUCUCACAGGAGUCUCCUUCAUCCUUGGAGAGAACUGCUGGACGGGAGAUCUUCGCCGCGAAGUCCGUAGACGUCUCGGCAUUGCUCAUGCAGCUUUUAAUCGCCACAGACGAUUAUUAUUUCAAAAUCGAUGUCUGGACCUCACCCGAAGGAGUGAUGCCACCAUCCUGGCUGAAACAGGCCUUCCUGAUCCGGCAGUUCUCUUGCGGAUCUGCCGACUCCGUCAUCUUGGCCAGCUCUACAGAACAGGCGACAGUGGCUACCUGUCGCCAGACCUUGCAGGCCAGUCGACUUCGCUGGCAGCCGGCGACUUUGACCAGAUUUUUGGACAUUUUCACGGAUGAAGAUGCUGCGGUCCUUCAUGUUGCGGGAGACUCACUACGAGGACUCUUUCGGACGCUGAUGGAUUCUACCGCUUGGUCCUUCCUGACCGCUGAAGGCCGUGACAAGAAUUCACCCUGGCACCAAGAGAUCGCGAUCCAAGAACAAUGCUGCCUCCGUGAGAUUGAGGAGCAACGCAACCGAGUUAGCAUUGGGAACAUUCUCAUGGGCUUUCAGCUUGUGGCUACGGCAGCGCUGGCAUGCACAGGAUUCCUCAAGGCGAUAGGUGAUCUCCCGGAAGACCCUGCCCAGCAGGUCUCCCUGCGAAACCGUGACAUCUUUGGGCCUCUGGUCUGCACCAGCUAUGGCCAUGCCUAUGGACCAGAUUUCGCAGGCUUCAGUCAGCUGGAAGAGCUCGAUGUCCAUUGGAAUCACUUCGGAGGCGAGGCAUCAGCGCUGUUGCAAGGCAUCAUCGAAUGUCACCACGGAGGGUUGCUGGGCUUCAGCGGGCUACGAUCCUUGAAUCUCUCGUGGAACCCCUUGGGCAAGUUCUGUGCCGAGGACUUGCCCUCGUUGUUGGGUGGGCGUUGCUUCAGGCAUUUAGAUCUGAGCCGCUGUGAUUUGACAAUGGCCCACUGCAAGAUUUUGGCGGAAGGCCUCGAGGAUAAUAGGACCAUCGUGGGCCUUCAUGCAGCUUGGCUAACCUUAGGUGCCACGCAAAAACAACUCUCCACCUGGAGAGGACCUCCGAAGAAGCGUCCAAAGCCACGUGACAAGCGACAGGAGCUUCAGAGAUGCCCCCAGAAGGGUGGAAUCGUGACGCGCGUCUACACCAUGUCUCCCAAGAAGCCCAACUCAGCCAUUCGUAAGGUGUGUCGCUUGAAGUUGUCGACUGGCACCGAGACCAUCGCAUACAUUCCCGGAGAAGGGCACAGCUUGCAGGAGUUCGCCUCGGUCCUCAUGCGUGGUGGGCGUCGUCGAGAUUUGGUCGGUAUGAGGUACAACUUGGUCCGCGGCGCUCGCGAUCUUCAAGGAGUGGUGGGCCGACGUCAGUCGCGCAGCAAGUACGGCACCGAGAAGCCCUCGGGAGAUGAGCCUGCAGCACCGGCCAAGGGAGGAAAGAAACGCUGA
Molecule: messenger RNA, 7389 nt
Organism: Cladocopium goreaui
Lineage: Eukaryota; Dinophyceae; Suessiales; Symbiodiniaceae
Source: the annotation of a GenBank genome assembly